Penicillium canariense is the source of this 534-nucleotide messenger RNA. RefSeq lists its product as uncharacterized. The transcript is spliced from 2 exons. Bases 1 to 534 code for a protein of 177 amino acids. The record is from RefSeq and is a predicted model, not a curated record. Gene Ontology annotation, biological process: autophagy of mitochondrion. NCBI's taxonomy places the organism in Eukaryota, Fungi, Ascomycota, Eurotiomycetes, Eurotiales, Aspergillaceae. Gene Ontology annotation, cellular component: mitochondrial outer membrane.
AUGGCCUUCCCACUCUUCUCCCCUCCAUCAACAAUUCUCCGCCUGGGCCUGGGCCUCGGCAUCGGUCUCUCUGCGGCAACCCUCACGCCUUUCUCGCCCUUCCGCGCCGCCCCGAUCCAAUGCCAGUACAGCGCACCUUAUUACCGAACGGAGGGCCAGGCGAGCGCGGAGACUGGCUGGACCGUCAACGCCAAUGACCCAAUGCUGCAGAAGCAGGGCCGCACGGGGAUUGCGGCGCAGGCCAAGAACACGUUUCUGACGAAGGAGAAUAUGCGCCAGAUUAGUCUGGGCAGCGUGCUCGGCCUUGUUGCUGGCGUUGGAUUGAGGGCUUUCUCGAGAGUGCUGGUCGUGGUUCUGGGCAUGGGCGUUGUUCUCGUUGAGUGGGCUGCGUCGAAGGGCUAUAACAUCCUUCCCUUGAAUCGGUUGCAACGAUAUGUGAAGAAUGCCAACCUGGGCCGGAUCGUAUCUGAGCAUCGGCCUUUUAAGAUCAGCUUUGGCCUGAUGAUGGCCAUGGCGGCCUUUGCGCAGUUCUAA